Rosa rugosa (rugosa rose) is the source of this 1976-nucleotide messenger RNA. RefSeq names its product protein DETOXIFICATION 12-like. Gene Ontology annotation, molecular function: xenobiotic transmembrane transporter activity; antiporter activity. Gene Ontology annotation, biological process: xenobiotic detoxification by transmembrane export across the plasma membrane. NCBI's taxonomy places the organism in Eukaryota, Viridiplantae, Streptophyta, Magnoliopsida, Rosales, Rosaceae. The record is from RefSeq and is a predicted model, not a curated record. The transcript has 7 exons. Gene Ontology annotation, cellular component: membrane. The coding region runs from base 179 to 1627 and encodes 482 amino acids.
UGACUUUGUAUAUACUUUGUUACAUGAUAUCGACAACACAUUUGGUGAAUGAUUAGGACGACUCCAGAGGUCUUUAUUGCCCUUAACCAAGUCUAAAUGUGGCUGGGUGCUUUGCUUCGUUUUAAGUACGAAGGCAUAAUUGAGAUCCCUCGGCUGCAGUUGUAUUGCAGAUACAAAUAUGGAAGAGAGCUUGUUAACAUUACCAAAAGAAGUAAAAGAUCCAAGAAAAUUUAGUAGUACUAGUUUGACAUGGGCUUAUUUCUUUGAAGAAGUGAAGAGGCAAUGUUACAUAGCAGGACCUAUGGUUGCCGUGAUUCUAUCCCAGAACUUGUUGCGUGUGGUUUCGAUGAUGAUGGUUGGUCACUUGGGUGAGCUUGCUCUCUCUAGCACCUCCAUUGCCAUUUCCCUCUCUGGAGUCACCGGCUUUAGUCUUUUUAUAGGAAUGGCCAGUGCACUGGAAACAAUAUGUGGGCAAGCGUAUGGAGCUAAGCAGUAUCAGAAACUUGGACUCCAAACUUACACUGCUAUAGUUUCUCUCAACUUAAUUUGUCUCCCUUUAUCUUUGUUAUGGAUAUAUAUGGAGGACCUGCUGAUUUUCAUGGGUCAAGAUCCUCUCAUUUCUCGCGAAGCUGGAAAAUUCACAAUUUGGCUCAUUCCCGCUCUAUUUGCUUAUGCAACUCUUCAACCACUCACCAGAUACUUUCAGACACAAAGUUUGAUGACUCCUAUGCUCCUAAGCUCUUGCGCUACCCUUGUGUUCCAUAUUCCUCUUUGUUGGGUUCUAGUAUUCAAGUCUGGACUGGAUGUCCUUGGAGGGGCAUUAGCAAUAAGUGUCUCAUAUUGGUUGAAUGUGAUUUUACUUGGAUUGUACAUGAAGUUUUCUUCUGCUUGUUCACAAACCAGAGCUCCAGUUUCUAAGGAAGUAUUCCAUGGAAUGAGAGAGUUCUUUUACCUUGCCAUCCCUUCUUCAGUAAUGAUAUGCAUUGAGUGGUGGUCAUUUGAGCUGCUUAUUUUGCUUUCUGGGCUUCUACCAAAUCCAGCUCUUGAAACUUCGGUUUUGUCUGUGUGUCUCCAGACCAUUUCAACACUCUAUGCAAUACCUUAUGGGUUUGGUGCUGCAGCGAGUACUAGAGUUGCAAAUGAACUGGGAGCUGGUAACUCAGAAUGUGCUCGUAUAGCUGCGCAUGUUGCAUUGUUUCUUGCAGUCACAGAGACAAGCAUAGAAACAACAACCCUCUUUGCCUUCCGGCGUUCUUUUGGUUACACAUUUACCAAUGAGAAACAAGUAGUCGAUUACGUCACAUCAAUGGCGCCUCUAGUGUGUCUGUCUCUUGUACUAGACAGCUUGCAAGGGGUCCUUACAGGUAUUGCUAGAGGAUGUGGGUGGCAGCAUAUAGGGGCUUACAUAAAUCUUGGAGCAUUUUAUCUUUGUGGAAUUCCAGUUGCUGCUAUAUUGGCUUUCUGGUUAGAGCUGAGAGGAAGAGGCCUUUGGAUUGGAAUACAAGUUGGUUCUUUGGUGCAGACCAUAACGCUUUCUUUUGUAACUAGUAGUACAAAUUGGGAAAUGCAGGCAAGUAAGGCAAGGGAGAUGGUAUUCCAGGGAGGCUCAUCAGAAGAUAUUGGAUAGUGCCACUGAUUGACACAUGCAGUCCAAAAAGUUGUUCAGAGAUUGAUUCAGCAUUAGUGCUGGGAGAGACACUUGAGCUCAACUUGCAACCGCUCGAUAAUGCUUAUUGGCAAUGAACUUCAUUAUAAGAAUGAGAGUACAUGCAGGAUGAGCUGAUGACAAUCACAAUAAGAAAAUUAGUACGGACAUGAUUAUGAAUUUAUGAUAGGACGUCCAAAUGUGUCAUCUUCACUUAGGAACCUAUUAUAAGAAUUGAUAUCGAUUUAUCCAACAGUUUGGUUUAUCCUUCUAGUUGGGCUGCCCUUUGAUCAUUUCAAAAUUGAUAAAUGGUUACUAGAGGUGUUUUUUU